Messenger RNA from Pseudocercospora fijiensis CIRAD86, 1101 nucleotides. RefSeq lists its product as uncharacterized. Lineage: Eukaryota; Fungi; Ascomycota; Dothideomycetes; Mycosphaerellales; Mycosphaerellaceae. The record is from RefSeq and is a predicted model, not a curated record. The transcript is spliced from 7 exons. Bases 1 to 1101 code for a protein of 366 amino acids.
AUGCAAAAUCUUGGUGCAGCUGCUAUUGUGGAUGACGCGACGCGACUGGAUAUGACGCGUUGCCGCCUCCUUUUCGAGCUCACCACGCCUUUCCCUCUUGCCGGUCAACUUCUUCCACUCGUAAUCACAACCUUCUGGCCAUCCGCCGAAGGGUUGGGUGGACAGCCGGAACCAGAGAAGCAUGGCAUAGCUGGCAUCAUCGCGAAGGAGCAGACAAUCGCCGACACCCAUACGAUCAUUAAUCUGCAAGGCAAAUCCGGCAUGAAAUAUGUCGUCUCCUAUCAGUUCUCAGACAAGCCAAAGCGCGCCAAAUUUUCUGCAGGUUGGCCAGCUUCCCAGGAGGACAACCGCACUCGUCUCGCUGAGGCUGGUGUGGUUAUGGAUGGUUUGGUUUUGAAGUGUGGGAAUUGCAAAGAGUUGGGCCAUGCUUCUAAGAACUGCGAGCAAGAGAAGCAGGAGCCUGCUGGGAAGGUUGCCAUCGUGCUCGCGACUGCACGCAGGAGCGCAAGUCCAACAAGCGUGAGUUGGAGGAUUGAUCGGUCAUCUCAACCACUUCGACAAAUAACAAGGAAUGAAUGGUGCAGACUGUGGAGGACACGUAGGAGGGACAAAAAGGACAAUCUCUGGCCUCGAGAGCUUGAAACACCCUCACUCCCCGCUCCGUUCACCAAAAGAAACGCCAACGGCAUUUUCGCAUCCUGGCUGCGUUGCGUUGAAGCAGUCCCUUCGUCGCGCCAGCAGCCAGGUCUUGGCCACCGCUACCACUCCAGUCAGCGAGACGAGAUCUCCUGCAAACCCGAGAUCCUCCGCCACUCCCGUGAGUCCAGCGAAUGGGCUGCGACAUGCCUGCACUGCGACCGUUCGCCACCUAAUACAUCCGAAUCACCUGAAGAUGGAGAUUCACCUAUAGAGACUUCGACUCGAAGAAUGGAGGACAUUCGGAACUCUUGCAGUAGAGACGAUGGCAGGGUGAAGCCGACAAGAUCCGGAGCGCCAAAGGGAGUUUGGGUCUACUGUCGGCUGCCUAGAGACCUCCAGCAAUGCAGUCUUCAGCGACUUAGGCAUCUUAUCCAAUAUGCGGCCUACCUUCCCAAGUUAUAG